ACGUCAUUUACUCACUCACUCAUUAUUAUUAUUAUUUUUUUUCUUUCCAACUUUCCGGCCGGCUGGCCAUCGGAAUUCGGAAACAAAAACUAAAAAUAGAUGGCCAAACUUGUUAUAGAAGUUAAAGAUGCAGCUGACCUUAUGCCAAAAGAUGGUCAAGGUUCAGCCAACCCUUUUGUAGAAGUUCAUUUUGAAGGCCAAAAACAACGUACUCAAACUAAACUUAGAGAUCUUUUUCCUUCUUGGAACGAAUUACUUAUUUUUAACGUUGAUGAUCCUACAAAACUCGUUUUUUCAAGCAUCGAAGUUACGGUUUAUAGUGACAAAAAAAAUAGUGGGCAUGACAAGUUUCUUGGUCGUGUUCGGAUAUCCGGGUCGUCUGUCCCGUUUAAUGAAAAUGAUGCUUUAGUUCAAAGAUACCCGCUUGAUAAACGUGGGUUGUUUUCGAAUAUUCGAGGAGAUAUCGCCCUUAAAAUUUAUGUUGUUGUCGGCCAGGGACAACAACAAUUUUCACAUAAGGAAUCGGUACCGCUACAAGUACAGGAACAACAGCAACGACAUCAGCAGCCGUACAUGCAGCCGCAAGACCGAGGUUUUAAUGAAAAUGAUUGGAAUGAUGGGAAACAAAAUCAUGUCCCGAAAGUCGAUGAAACGAAACAUAGUAAUAAUCAUUUUCCUUUCCAGAAUGAGUACAAAAGGUACGAUGAUAAUCAUAAUAAUGGUGAGAAUAACGAAAAAAAGAAUAAAAGUAAAGAAAAACAGAAGAAAGAAGUCAGAACUUUUUAUUCUGUUGGGACAGGCGGCGGAGGGGGAGGGGGAGGUGGGGGUGGGCCUCCUCCUCCGCCUGUGUCGGCUGGUCCGGCUCAUGUAGAAAGUAAAGCAAAUUUCAUGAGAGCCGGACCAGCUAACAUGAUGCAUAUGCAGUUCCCUGGGCAAAAGCCACCACCUAAUUUUGGGUUAGUGGAGACACGCCCGCCGGUGGCGGCGCGUAUGGGGUACCGUGGAGCGGAUAAGACAGCAACAACUUACGAUCUUGUGGAGAAGAUGCACUUUUUGUAUGUGAAUGUGGUGAAAGCUAGAGACCUGCCGGUGAUGGAUAUCACCGGCAGUCUGGAUCCUUAUGUAGAAGUGAGGCUUGGAAACUAUAAAGGGAUAACAAGGCAUCAUGAAAAGAAUCAGUAUCCGGUUUGGAACCAGGUUUUCGCUUUUUCUAAAGAGAGAUUGCAAUCCACCAUACUUGAAUUGGUGGUGAAAGACAAGGAUUUGUUGACGAAGGAUGAUUUCGUUGGAAAAUUAAGGUUCGAUAUAGUGGACGUCCCAACUCGAGUGCCCCCGGACAGUCCGUUAGCUCCUCAAUGGUAUAGACUGGAAGACAAAAAUGGUAUGAAAACAAGAGGGGAACUCAUGCUUGCGGUUUGGAUGGGGACGCAAGCGGAUGAGGCUUUUCCGGGAGCAUGGCAUUCGGAUGCUCACGGAGUUAGUCAUCAUAAUCUUUCAAAUACGAGAUCGAAUGUGUAUUUUUCACCAAAGUUGUUUUACUUAAGAAUUCAGGUAAUUGAAGCUCAAGAUCUUAUCCUAGUGGAUCGCAGCAGGAUGCCCGAGUUUUAUGUUAGAAUAAACCUCGGGAAUCAAUUGCGAUCCACUAGAGUCUCACCGGUUCGUAGCCUGAACCCUUCUUGGCAGGAGGAGUUGAUGUUUGUUGCAUCUGAACCAUUCGAUGAGUUCCUUGUAAUCAGUGUUGAGGAUCGGUUAGGACAAGGAAAAGAUAUCUGUGUUGGGAGGACGAGUAUCCCGGUGAGACGAAUCCCCCAGAGGAUCGACUCCACGAAGCAUUUAGAAGCAUCGUGGAUCGAUCUAGGGAAGCCGUCUCAUUGGGAGGAAGAAGGUGAAAAGAAAAAAGAGAUGAGAUUUUCGAGCAAGAUUCAUCUUAGAUUGUGUUUGGAUGCUGGUUAUCAUGUUCUUGAUGAGGCCACACAUUUUAGUAGCGAUUUGCAGCCAUCUUCAAAAAUUUUAAGGAAACCAAGUAUUGGAAUUCUUGAACUUGGAAUUUUAAGUGCUCAAAACUUGCUCCCUAUGAAGAUGCGGGAAGGUAGAAUGACUGAUGCCUAUUGUGUCGCGAAAUACGGCAACAAAUGGGUCAGAACUCGAACGCUUUUGAACACUCUAACACCUCGUUGGAACGAGCAAUACACUUGGGAAGUAUACGACCCGUGUACUGUGAUCACUGUAGGCGUUUUUGACAACUGUCAUAUAAACGAUAAGGAAGAGUCGCGAGAUCAAAGAAUUGGGAAAGUUAGAAUUCGUCUAUCAACGUUGGAAACAGACCGGAUUUACACACAUUAUUAUCCGUUGUUGGUUCUAACGCCAUCGGGCCUAAAGAAGCAUGGUGAGCUCCACUUAGCCAUACGCUUCACGUGUGUUGCCUGGGUGAACAUGGUGGCUCAAUAUGGUCGACCCUUACUUCCCAAAAUGCACUAUGUCCAGCCCAUAUCGGUCAAGCACAUUGACUGGCUUCGACACCAAGCAAUGGUAAUUGUGGCGACUCGUCUCAGCAGAGCUGAGCCGCCACUCAAACGUGAAAACGUUGAAUACAUGCUUGAUGUGGAUUACCAUAUGUUUAGUUUGCGUAGAAGCAAAGCGAAUUUCUAUCGGAUUAUGUCUCUUUUAUCAGGAAUCACUGCGGUUUUUCGUUGGUUAGAUGGGAUUUGUCAAUGGAGGAAUCCGUUGACCACGAUUCUGGUCCAUAUCCUGUUCGUGAUACUUGUUUGUUACCCGGAGUUAAUACUACCAACAAUCUUUCUCUAUCUGUUUGUUAUCGGGUUGUGGAACUACAGAUUCCGCCCACGAAACCCACCUCAUAUGGAUGCACGUAUAUCGCAGGCUGAAAUGACACACCCUGAUGAGCUAGACGAGGAAUUCGACACUUUCCCAACUUCACGUCCCACGGAUAUAGUCAGAAUGAGGUAUGACCGAAUGAGGAGUGUUGCAGGCCGGGUACAGUCUGUGGUUGGGGAUUUGGCGACACAAGGUGAACGGGCAAUGGCAUUGCUUAGCUGGAGAGACCCAAGGGCUACCGCAAUUUUUAUUAUCAUCGCGUUAGUUUGGGCAGUGUUUUUGUACGUGACCCCGUUUCAAGUGGUCGCGGUUCUGUUCGGGCUAUACUGGCUUCGGCAUCCCAGGUUUAGAAGCCGGAUGCCUUCGGUACCUGUUAAUUUCUUCAAGAGAUUGCCAGCCAGAUCUGAUACACUUCUUUGAUUGUUACAUUACUUAUGUAAUUCUUGUUUAUAUGUUGUUGUCAAUAAUUGUUAAAGCAAAAUAAAUGCAAUAAAUCAUUCAUUCUUUUGGAUUAA
Messenger RNA from Erigeron canadensis, 3350 nucleotides. RefSeq names its product FT-interacting protein 7. The coding region runs from base 100 to 3255 and encodes 1051 amino acids. The transcript has a single exon. The record is from RefSeq and is a predicted model, not a curated record. NCBI's taxonomy places the organism in Eukaryota, Viridiplantae, Streptophyta, Magnoliopsida, Asterales, Asteraceae.